GGGGGCGUGGCCUCGCCGGGGGCGUGGCCGGGCGCUGCCGCCGCCGCCGCCGCCACCCGAAGGGCGCGCGCGGGACCGUGAGGGCGGCGGGAGCCGCGCAGGUUUUCCAGGAAAUAAAAGCAGGAAGCCCCUGGAGCGCCGCGCUGUCACCAUGGGGUCCGUGGUGUGGGAAUGUGGUUGAAAUUCCAACAUUUCAUUCACGCCUGGAGGGCUGAGGAAGGAAAAAAAAGGGAAUAAUUCUUGCACAUCUCUCUGGAUCGAGCUGAGGAUGUUGAACACAGCGACUCUUCCAGCUGGGAGGAACCCCAAGCAAAACCUGGGAAUAUCCUGGUGAAAAUUUGGGAUCUGUCAGGAGCUGGGAGGGGUGGGAGGAUGGCUCUGGGCUGGCUGCUGUGCUCCCUGUGGAUUUUUGGGGGCUGGGUGGUCCCCACGGGAGGGCACAGCCUCUUCUCCUGCGAGCCCAUCAUCCUCAGGAUGUGCCAGGACCUGCCCUACAACACCACCUUCAUGCCCAACCUCCUCAACCACUACGACCAGCACACGGCAGCCCUGGCAAUGGAGCCCUUCCACCCCAUGGUGAACCUGGAAUGCUCCCGGGAUUUCCGUCCCUUCCUGUGCGCCCUGUACGCCCCGGUGUGCAUGGAGUACGGGCGGGUGACGCUGCCCUGCCGCCGCCUCUGCCAGCGCGCCCACAGCGAGUGCUCCAAGCUCAUGGAGAUGUUCGGCGUCUCCUGGCCCGAGGACAUGGAGUGCACCAGGUUCCCAGACUGCGACGAGCCCUACCCUCGCCUGGUCGACCUCAACUUGGCCGGCGAGCCCACGGAGGAGGCGCCGAUGGCUGUGCAGAGGGAUUACGGCUUCUGGUGUCCCCGGGAGCUGAAAAUCGACCCGGAGCUGGGUUACUCCUUCCUGAGGGUCCGCGACUGCUCCCCUCCUUGCCCCAACAUGUACUUCCGCCGGGAGGAGCUGUCCUUCGCCCGCUACUUCAUCGGCGUCAUCUCCAUCGUCUGCCUCUCGGCCACCCUGUUCACCUUCCUCACCUUCCUCAUCGACGUCACGCGCUUCCGCUACCCGGAGAGGCCCAUCAUCUUCUACGCCGUCUGCUACAUGAUGGUGUCCCUCAUCUUCUUCAUCGGCUUCCUGCUGGAGGACCGCGUGGCCUGCAACGCCUCCAGCCCCUCCCAGUACAAGGCGUCCACGGUGACGCAGGGCUCCCACAACAAGGCCUGCACCAUGCUCUUCAUGGUGCUCUACUUCUUCACCAUGGCCGGCAGCGUCUGGUGGGUCAUCCUCACCAUCACCUGGUUCCUGGCCGCCGUGCCCAAGUGGGGCAGCGAGGCCAUCGAGAAGAAGGCGCUGCUCUUCCACGCCAGCGCCUGGGGCAUCCCGGGCACCCUCACCAUCAUCCUGCUGGCCAUGAACAAGAUCGAGGGCGACAACAUCAGCGGCGUGUGCUUCGUGGGCCUCUACGACGUGGACGCGCUGAGGUACUUCGUGCUGGCGCCGCUCUGCCUCUACGUGGUGGUGGGGGUGUCCCUGCUGCUGGCCGGGAUCAUCUCCCUCAACCGCGUCCGCAUCGAGAUCCCGCUGGAGAAGGAGAACCAGGACAAGCUGGUGAAGUUCAUGAUCCGCAUCGGCGUCUUCAGCGUGCUGUACCUCGUGCCCCUGCUGGUGGUGAUCGGCUGCUACUUCUACGAGCAGGCUUACCGUGGCGUGUGGGAGACCACGUGGAUCCAGGAGCGCUGCCGGGAGUACCACAUCCCCUGCCCCUACCAGGUCACUCAGAUGAGCCGUCCAGACCUGAUUUUGUUCCUCAUGAAGUACCUGAUGGCCUUGGUGGUGGGGAUCCCCUCGGUGUUCUGGGUUGGGAGCAAGAAAACCUGCUUUGAGUGGGCCAGCUUCUUCCACGGGCGCAGGAAAAAAGAAGUGGUCAACGAGAGCCGGCAGGUGCUGCAGGAGCCGGACUUCGCGCAGUCGCUGCUGAGGGACCCCAACACUCCCAUCAUCCGCAAAUCCCGGGGCACGUCCACGCAGGGCACGUCCACGCACGCCUCGUCCACGCAGCUGGCAGUGAUGGACGAGCAGAGGAGCAAGGCUGGCAGCGUCCACAGCAGGGUCAGCAGCUACCACGGCAGCCUGCACCGCUCGCGGGACGGACGGUACACCCCGUGCAGCUACAGGGGCGGCGUGGAGGAACGUCUACCUCACGGCAGCCUGUCGCGGCUGACCGACCACUCGAGGCACAGCAGCUCGCACCGCCUCAACGAGCAGUCGCGGCACGGCAGCGCCAGGGACCUCAGCACCAACCCCAUGGCUCACAUCACGCACGGCACCAGCAUGAACCGCGUCAUCGAGGAGGACGGCACCAGCGCCUGAACCCCCGGGGCUGGCAGAGCCUUCCUCGGCGCCCGGAGUCAUCCUCGGUGUUAUCCUCUCGUCAGGUGCUGGAUUCGGGCAGCUUCUCGGCCUCGGGGCUGUCUGGAGUGGCUGAGUGGAAAAAAAAAGCUGGUUGUGUGCUCUGAACCUCUCUGUAGGUAAUUAUUUAUUUGAGAACUGUUCAUCGUCGGACGCAACCACUGGAAUUUCUUCUUCUCUGUGGAAAAAACGAUCUCCUCCCCUUCCUUCUCUCUCCCUCCCUCUGUCCCUCCUUGUGUGGGCGCUGAGAUCUCGGUGUGGGAGUUGUUCUGGUGGGAUUUGAGGGAAGUCUUGGGGCUGAAGGAAUCCCUCCGUGCACCUCCCUCCAGCGCUGCCUGAGGGAUGUCUGUGCGAGCUGGCAGCGUUUGGAAACGAGCAUUUUUAGAAACGAGCAUUUUUGGAAACGAGCAUUUUUGGAAAUGAGCAUUUUUGGAAAUGAGCAUUUUUGGAAACGAGCACAGGAAUGGGCAUUUUGGAGAAGGAAACCCCUCUGAGCAUCACCAGCUCUUCCCAGAGCUGUCCAGGCUCAGUUGUCCACAGGGCCAGGGGGAAGAGAGAGGCAGGGAAGAGCGAUGGUUUUUUUUAUAACUUGGAUUGCCCCUGCUUUUUUACGAAAGACUAUUUAAAUUUUCUACUCGUUUACAAUUUCUGUAGGAAGAGAUGGGUUUUAAAAGCAGUUAUCUAGAUAAUAUUCAGCCAUUUAUUUUUUAGAGUCAUGUACAGAAGCUGAGAUUGCCUGUUCCCGAUCUAUUUAAAAAAGAAAUUACGGUAGAAAAGCUGAAUUUGUCACCCCAGCAGGAAUGUACAGCCCGUCCUUAGAGCCAGAGCUGAGCCUGUUUACAAACCCCAGCACCCGGGGGCAGAGGGCUGAGGCCAGGAGGAGCAGAGGAGUUUACUCAAGGAUGCCCCACCUUCCUCGUGGCUGCUUUGGGGAGGAUCCUCUGUGCUGAGCAAGAAUUUGGAGAUGAGUGGGAGAAACUGAGGCAGGAGCUGCCCCCAGAUGGGCAAAAAGGAGGAUGUGGCAGCUGGAAAUCCUGGAGGAGGAGACAGGACCCAGAGUUCAGGGAUGGUGGUUACAGCUGCUGCUCUGCUGUUUUCAUCCCCCACUGCAGAUUCCUGGCAGGGAGUUCCCAGUUUGGGUUUUUUUCAUGUGGGAAGGACCCUCUGGGAUGUGCUGGAGGUCAAGGAUGGGGCUGGAGAUCUCCUGGAGACUCACCCAGCACGAGGAAGCACUGCUGGCACUCAAACCUACCUCAGUAAUCACUGCAGAUCACUGCUGGGAAAUGAAUCCUGAUUUUUGCGUGGUCCUUCCACGGUUCCCUCCCUGACCUGCUGGAGGCACCAACCUCGGGGGCAGGAGCUGCUCCACAAUUAACUCAUUUUAAUUGCAGCUGAUGACACAACAGCAAAGCUCAUCACCCGUGUGUGCCGUGGAAUCAAAGGCAGCCCCGGGAGCCACCACGGGGCAGACAGAUAAAUCCCAGACAGAUUUAUCCCAGAUUGUCUUUCUUGCUUCCACCAGGGUGGGAGGAGAAGACCAAUGGGAUAACAAAGCUCCUGGUUGUCAGGGAGGUGCUGCCCCCGGGCCUGGGGCAGAGCAGGCUCUGCUUUGCCUGUUUGCUCAGCAAACAGCCCUGGGGCCAUGCCAGGGAUAGCCCCGGCCCCGGGGAUAACUGCCCAGAUCCAAAAUCCUUUGGGGUGACUUAAACUGGAGAAGCUGCAGCUCCCUGGAAGUGGAGCCUUGGCUGUUUUUAAAUUCAGCUCCUCCCGUGCUGCCUCAGAGGGUGAUCUGGUGGAAAUCUGGAUCUGUGGAAGGAGCCCAGGGAGUUUUCCUAAACACUGGAACCCGGCUAAAUGAGCUCAAGGGUUUACCUUGAUCCUCUUGGCUCAUAUUUCCAGUACUUUUUUUUUAAUAAAUCGUAGCAAUGCUUUGACUUGUUCAGAGACAGGGAGAGGAAUGCUGAUGGAGAAGGAUCCUGCUGGAAAUGUUGUUAAUUUGUGAGGCUCAGUCCCAGCACUGCUGCCAGGUGGGAAUACCUAAGUCAUUCCUUGCUCAUGGAUCCUAAAGGGACGGGCUCCUGUCACCCCGGAGAGGUGAUUAAACCUCACACUGCACUUCUGGCUGGGUUUUUCUGCCUCCCUGCCCCCUCCCUUCCACCUUCCACGCCCGGGCCAGCAGGCUGUGCUGUCUUGGCAGAGCAUUCCUCCCGGGAAGAGCAUUCCUCACCCAUGGAAGGAUGCCCCAGCUCUGCUGCAGUUCCCCAGCUGGGGCUCACGGGGCUUCAGCUCCCAAAUUGUCGUGUCCAGGGGCUCUGAAAUGCAUCCAGGCUUGAACGUGGCCCCACCAGCAUCUCAGGCAGGGGCACCGGGAGUGUUUUUGGGGGUGCUUCCCUACCUGCUGAGAGCUCCAGCUCGGGUGCCUGGUUUGUGGCAUUGGUGCCAAGCUUUAAAUUCCCCCCGAGCUGAACCCCCCGGCCGGGAGGGCGUUUCUGCAGUCACUGAAGUGCUCUGGGCUCCCUGGAUGUCCCUGCCGUGCUUUGUCCCUCCCCAGCAGCCACCAGGAGCUGGAUCCUCUCCCCCAGGAGGCAGCAGGGAGGCUGGACAGCGCCUGGCUUCUCCAGCCCAUCCCAAACAUCAUCCCUGUCCCUGCCAUGCACACGACGGCUGCAGCCCCAACUCUGCUCUGUGGAAUUGCUCCAUCAGAGCUUCCUGCGAAACGACUGACUCCUCAUUCCCAACAUCCCCAGGGAUCCCCAGCUCCUGCUUUACCAACCUGGCUGUGCUGACAACAGAUCCCCCCGAGGUUUUUUUGGUGUUCCUGCUUCCUUAAUCCCUUCAUAGCUCCGUGAAAUAUCCCGGAUCCGAGCGGCGCUGGCGUUGCGUGGAAGAGGCCGCUCCUCUUUUUUACAGCAUAAACAGCCCCACGGCAGCAGAGAGCCACGUUCAGGUGUCAGAGUGUUUGUGUUCCCCCUUUUCUUCCAGCUUAGACCCGGGUUUGUGCUGGGAGCUUUAAGGCACCAGCUCUGGGGGGUCAGUGGUGAGCACUGGGAGGCUGCGGCUGAAAUCCGCUCACGGCCGAACCCAGCGCUGCUCCUGAGCUGUUCCAGUAAGGAGGGAAGGGAAAAUCCCUCGGGAAGGGCACAAGGAGAAGAGCCAGGCCAGCCUUAGAGCAGUGCCCACCCUUCCAGGGCAGCCGAUUCUCCAGCCCCAGGGCUCUGAGGAUCCCGAAAAGCAGCAGGGAGCCGGCAGCUCCGGCAGUGUGUUGAAACCAGGGCGCAGAGCAGAGCAGCCCCGCACAGGAGGCAUCCCCAGGUCCCCCCUGAGCAGCAGAAUGUCCACUUGAAUGUGAAGCUUUACCCCUGUCCCCUCGUGCUUCUUUUCUAACGGGAUCAGGACUGAUUUUCCCCCGAGGCGCGGCGUUUUCCUGUCGGCUCCAUGCGCGGGGAGCUCGGUGCAUGCAACGCCUCUCCAGCCCUUCCCCGUGUCGUGACCAGGUCCAGCUCCUCAGGAGAGGGGAAGGAGCUCCCGGGAGAUCUCCGCGUCCCUCGUGGAAUGUGUGGGGCAGUCCCUGCCCGUGGCUGGCCCCGCUUGCACUCGGCUCUUGGUAGACUUGUUUACAGUAGUCCCGUGUCGGUUUUGUAACGUUUAAUUUUUAGCACUUUAACUGUGAGUGUACAAACUGGUUCCCUUGUAGUUGGUGUACAUUUUCAUUUUAGGCCUUUGGAAGUUUUUAAUAAAACCAUGGAAAAACUCUG
Prinia subflava (tawny-flanked prinia) is the source of this 6170-nucleotide messenger RNA. RefSeq names its product frizzled class receptor 3 (gene FZD3). Gene Ontology annotation, biological process: canonical Wnt signaling pathway; non-canonical Wnt signaling pathway. Gene Ontology annotation, cellular component: plasma membrane. Bases 373 to 2376 code for a protein of 667 amino acids. NCBI's taxonomy places the organism in Eukaryota, Metazoa, Chordata, Aves, Passeriformes, Cisticolidae. Gene Ontology annotation, molecular function: Wnt-protein binding; Wnt receptor activity. The record is from RefSeq and is a predicted model, not a curated record. The transcript has 7 exons.